GAGCGUCCCUCACCGCCCUGUUCGCACGUUACUGCCAAGUUCCGCAAUGUUGUUGUAGUAGCAUCAAAAUUUUAGGUACAGCAGUCCACAUCUCCGCAACAUGUUCGUUGUAGGCAGUCCUUCCGCGAUAUAUCAACGAAGCAUCUAGCGCUGAACUUGUUGAUUUGUAGCUGUGCAAGUGCGUGCUGUGUUUUUACUGGACACUUCCGAUGGCACCGAUGACCCGGCCGCCGGCGGAACUUCUCCGCGUACCGUUUCGGAUAUUGGCAGUGGCGACAGUAUUCCUUCCCUUGAGUUCGUUCGUCUUCUGCGUCCUAUGGUCGCUGAUGUACAACUUUUCCUCGGUCACCUCGACGCACUGUGGGGUGGCAAACUAUCUUCCGUCCAUCAGUGCAGCGGUGGGGGGUCCACACCCACAGCGCUACAUUUGGCGCAUCGGUGUCGGCCUGCAUACUGCUCCUAGGCUUCUCAUCUGUGUCAUGUACCAUCGCUACUACAAGAACAUGCUUGACACCCAACAUCAGUAUGUAGCGCGAAUCGCAUCAUGGAUAAGCUUUGUCGAGAUCUUCUCACUACUGGGCCUCUCUAAUGUCACAUCUACUGAAAAUUACGCUGCCCAUGAAAAGAUGUUUAUAUCUUUCAUAUUGUGUUCGCUUAUGUACAUGAUACUGUGCUGUGUUAUACCAAGCCUUGGACGAAGACGUUCACUGUCUAGUGUGGAAGAGUACUCCUUGAAGCUGAAGAAGCAGCUGACAGUAGGGUCCCUUAUCCUCUGCGUUCUGUGCACCUACUUUUUCAUUCGUCAUACCACACGCUGUGAACCAUUGAUGUACACACUCUUUUCUUUAACCGAGUACAUUGUGGUGCUGUGCAACAUGGGCUUCCAUAUGACUGCCUACUGGGACUUCGCAGACAAGGCGCUUUACGUUUCAAACAUUCAAUGGGAAGGCACAGGAGACAAGGAACGACUUCUGCCAUUGAAUCAAGAUGUUUGAUUCGGUUGCACAACCAAGAAAAGAUCCUUGAACAAGAACCUCAAAGAAGAUCCAGCAUUUGCAAAUAAUGAAUGCGACAUAUCUUGCACUUUGGGUGGUCUCCACAUUUCCAGCAAACCAACAAUUGCCGUAGGCACGCAUUUCAGAUCAUGUUUUCUCGCACUUGCCUUUCAGUUCAAAUUAGGCGCUCAGAAGAACCCACAACCGAGAGCUUUGUCUUUGUAUGGAUAAAUAAAGCCCUACAAGUUUGGCUCUUCUGUGAUGGCGAAAAAAGACCAGAUUUAAGCUAGGACGUCAUAUUUUAUGAGAUUUGGUAUGCACUGUGAUAUUUGUUAGUGCAGGAGCUGGGUUCCUGUACCAGUUUGAAAUUGCUGUCUUUGUAAACGACCAGUUUGUCUUGGAAUCUUACAAAAAAUAAAGAAAAUUCAUUUGCAA
Messenger RNA from Rhipicephalus microplus (southern cattle tick), 1430 nucleotides. RefSeq names its product acyltransferase PGAP2-like. Gene Ontology annotation, biological process: GPI anchor biosynthetic process. The record is from RefSeq and is a predicted model, not a curated record. NCBI's taxonomy places the organism in Eukaryota, Metazoa, Arthropoda, Arachnida, Ixodida, Ixodidae. Gene Ontology annotation, cellular component: Golgi membrane; endoplasmic reticulum membrane.